CCUCUCUCACAUGUUCCCUACUUCCUGGAUGGAAGAAUGGAUAGGUUCCAGCACGAACAACUAUUCUCUUUCCGCAAGAACCGCUACAUGGACUACUACUAUAGCUAACUAGACUCGUCCUGCCUUUCCCCCCUCCCUAAAUAAGUGAGCUAAUUACUGGCUUAAUGAGAAUAGCAGUCACAUUUUUCUUUUGGAUUAUGGAGAAGGUGGAUGCAUGCAGGCGGUUUUGAGAAGCAAUAAGUGUUUCUCUGCCGUUAGCAUAUAACUUAAAAUAUUCCUCUGGACAGAGAGGUGAACAUUUGUUGCAAUCAAGUUAUUUUCAUCUGGCGCCUGGGUUGAUUUAGCUACAAAUUUAGCUACAUUUGCCGCGUUCGUCCAGUUUGUGGUUUUAGAGGUUUAACUUUGUCAGCAGUUGCCUUUUGCUCUCGAUGAGCAUUGUGACAUGCAGAGACUACUGGAAUCGUGUUGUUGGUGGAUCUUGUCUCUGAUUUUAUCUGCCUUCGUGCUCUUCUGGGCCGACUGUCACCCCGCUCUGACGGAAGGUCAGCCGGGGUCGUCGGGAGCAUGGGGUGAUGGGAAGGUGGCCGAGGCGAGAGACAGGAGAGCGGCGGAGGAGUCCUAUUGGGCGUACUCAGGGACUUACGGGCCAGACAGCUGGGCCUCCACCAAUCCUGAGUGUCGAGAGAGGAAUCAGUCCCCCAUUGACAUCAUGGACCAGGACACUCAAACCUCUGAAGAAUACCAAGAGCUCACUCUGGAUGGCUUUGAGAUGGAGUCUUCAAAUAAGACCUCAAUGAAGAACACAGGAAAAACAGUGGCCAUCCUGCUGAAGGAUGAUUACUUCGUCAGGGGGGCAGGGCUGCCGGGGCGCUUCAAGGCAGAGAAAGUGGAGUUUCACUGGGGCCAGAGCAACGGAUCGGCCGGGUCCGAGCACAGCAUCAACGGCAGGAGGUUCCCCGUGGAGAUGCAGAUUUACCUGUACAACUCGGAUGACUUUGACAGCAUCAGCGCAGCCAUUCGAGAGCAGAGAAUAAUCGCCGCCAUGGCCGUCUUCUUCCAGGUCGGACUGAAGGACAACCCAGCGGUGGGCCCCAUCAUCGCUGGCCUGAGGGGCGUGGUCCAUCACGAGAAGGAAACUCUGCUGGAUCCCUUCAUCCUGAGAGACCUGCUGCCGUCCUCGCUGGGCAGCUACUACCGCUACACCGGCUCCCUGACCACGCCCCCCUGCAGCAAGGUGGUGGAGUGGAUCAUCUUCAGCAGGCCCGUGCUCAUCUCUCACAGACAGCUGGAGGCUUUCUACUCCAUCUUCACCACCGAGCAGCAGGACCACGUCAAGUCUGUGGAGUACCUGAGGAACAACUUCCGGCCUCUGCAGGACCUGGACAACCGCCUGGUGUAUAAGUCUGCCAUCAAGGACGCCUGGCUGCCAGACCUGACGGAUGGAGUGGGGAACCCACACGGCACGGAAGCUUCCAGAGUGUGCAGCAGCGCCCCCAUAAACAUGAAGGUCCACCCGCUGAACAGGACCGCGCUGGUGGUGACCUGGUCUCGACCGCUGACGGUUUACCACCCCAUCGUCAGCUUCAUGGUCUCCUACAGCUGGACUAAGAAUGAGGAGGCGUACGAGAGGACCUUCAGCAAAGACAUCGACCAGGACCUGGAGGCUGUCAUCACACAGGUGUCUCCUGACGUGCUGUACCUCUUCAGAGUGCAGGCCGUGUGUCAGAGGGACCUGCGCAGCGAUUUCAGCCAGACCCUUCUCUUCAGAGCAAAUACCACCAGGAUAUUUGAGGGGACAAGAAUAGUGAAAACUGGAAUGCCCACAGUAUCUCCAGCCUCUUCUGCAGACAUGGCCCCCAUCAGCUCGGGCUCGUCCACCUGGACCUCCUCCGGCCUCCCCUUCUCCUUCGUCUCCAUGGCGACAGGGAUGGGCCCUUCGUCCAGCGGCAGCCAGGCGACGGUGGCGUCCGUGGUAACCAGCACCCUGCUGGCAGGCCUGGGCUUCAGUGGGGGGGUCCUGUCCUCCUUCCCCAGCUCCGUUUGGCCCGCCCGAACCACACCCUCCAGCCCCGCCUCGCCCCCCACCCCCGCCCCCAGCCCCAGCCGCCAACCCGCCGCCAAACAGCCAGCGGCCUCUCAGAGCCCCGACGCCGAUGCCGCCGCCGGCAAAGACAGCGACGGCGCCCGCGAGGGCGAGAAGGGGCAGGAGGGGGAGAGGGAAGGAGAGGAGGAAGACGAGGAAGGCGAGGACGAGGAGGAAGUGAGGACGAAGAAGGACAAAACGGCGCCGGGGGACGCGGAGGCUCGAGCGAACGAUACCGUCGCCCGGGAGAACGCCACGGCGACCGCCCCGACGUCCACCGCCAAAGAGAAAACGCCGGAGUCCGGCGCGGCUCCGACCGCCGCUGCUGGGGAGGACCAGCUGGCGAAGGGCAGUCAGAGCCCCGCGCAGGGGAGUGUGACGCCCCCUACCUGGGAACCUGAGAAUGACACGCUUGAGAUCCAGCUUCCCAACAGCCCCACGCUGACCAUUAAGACUGGAGGAGGAGAGAGGAGUCACUGGCCUUUCUCAGUUCACACAGAGAGGAACAGCAUCUCCAACAUGACUAGGAAUCCCGUCCAUGGGGUCAGCAGGGUGGAAUGGAUCAUCCCCCUGGUGGUGGUCUCUGCCCUGACCUUCGUCUGCCUCAUCCUGCUGCUGGCUGUGCUGGUGUACUGGAGGAGGUUUUUCCAAACGGCUCACUUUUACGUGGAAGACAGCAGCUCCCCUCGCGUGGUGCUCAAUGAGAGCAUCCCUGUCAUUCCUAUUCCAGAUGACACAGAGGCCAUUCCUGUGAAGCAGUUUGUGAAACACGUCAUGGAGCUGUACUCAAACAACCAGCACGGCUUCUCUGAAGAAUUUGAGGAGGUUCAGCGCUGUACGGCUGAUAUGAAGAUCACAGCCGAGCACUCCAACCACCCCGACAACAAACACAAGAACAGAUACAUCAACAUCAUGGCCUAUGACCACAGCAGAGUUAAGUUACGGCCUCUGGCCGGAAAGGACUCCAAGCACAGCGACUACAUCAAUGCCAACUAUGUGGACGGCUAUAACAAGCCAAAGGCCUACAUCGCGGCACAGGGCCCUCUCAAGUCCACUUUCGAGGACUUCUGGAGGAUGAUCUGGGAGCAGAACACGAGCAUCAUCGUCAUGAUCACCAACCUGGUGGAGAAAGGGAGAAGGAAGUGCGAUCAGUACUGGCCCUCAGAGAACAGCGAGGAGUACGGCAACAUUGUGGUGACCCUGAAGAGCACCAAAGUGCACGCCUGCUACACACUUCGCCACUUCCUCAUACGGAACACCAAAGUAAAGAAGGGUCAGAAAGGGACCCCGAAAGGGCGUCAGAACGAGCGUGCCGUGCUGCAGUAUCACUACACCCAGUGGCCCGACAUGGGCGUGCCCGAGUACACGAUGCCCGUCCUCACCUUCGUCAGCCGCUCGUCCGCCGCCCGGACCCCGGACAUGGGCCCUGUACUGGUGCACUGCAGCGCUGGGGUGGGCAGGACGGGGACGUACAUGGUGAUUGACAGCAUGCUGCAGCAGAUUAAGGAUAAGAGCUCUGUCAACGUCCUGGGCUUCCUCAAACACAUCCGCACUCAGCGCAACUACCUGGUCCAGACCGAGGAGCAGUACAUUUUUAUCCACGAUGCCUUGCUGGAAGCCAUUCUGGGCAAAGAGACGGAGAUCCCAGCUUGUCAGUUCCACAGCUACGUCAACAGUAUCCUAAUGCCAGGCCCAGGGGGCAAAACUGGCUUGGAAAAACAGUUCAAGCUGGUGACGCAGUGCAAUGCCAGAUUUGUCGAGUGCUUCAGCGCGCAGAAAGAGCUCAACAAGGAGAAGAACCGAAACUCCUCUGUUGUGCCCUCGGAGCGAGCCAGAGUGGGUCUGGCACCACUACCCGGAACAAAAGGAACGGAUUACAUCAAUGCUUCUUACAUAAUGGGUUACUACAGGAGUAAUGAGUUCAUCGUUACGCAGCAUCCUUUGCCCCACACAACAAAGGACUUCUGGCGGAUGAUCUGGGACCACAAUGCACAAAUUAUUGUCAUGCUCCCAGACAACCAGGGCUUGGCGGAAGACGAGUUUGUCUACUGGCCGAGCCGAGAGGAGGCCAUGAACUGUGAGGCCUUCACCGUCACGCUAAUCAGCAAGGACCGCCUGUGCCUCUCCAACGAGGAGCAGAUUGUUAUCCAUGACUUCAUCCUGGAGGCCACUCAGGAUGAUUAUGUACUGGAGGUGCGUCACUUCCAGUGCCCGAAAUGGCCGAACCCAGAUGCUCCAAUCAGCAGCACUUUUGAACUUAUCAACGUGAUCAAGGAGGAGGCCAUGACAAGGGACGGACCAACCAUAGUGCAUGAUGAGUUUGGGGCAGUUUCUGCUGGAAUGCUGUGUGCUCUCUCCACCCUGUCCCAACAGCUGGAGAGUGAAAACGUGGUGGACGUCUAUCAGGUGGCCAAAAUGAUCAACCUCAUGCGGCCUGGAGUUUUCACGGACAUUGAGCAGUACCAGUACCUUUAUAAAGCUAUGCUCAGCCUGGUCAGCACCAAGGAAAAUGUGAUGGGCCUAAUGUCUUCAGACAGAAAUGGCACGGUGAUCAUCACGGACGAGUCGGAUCCUGCAGAAAGCAUGGAGUCGCUGGUCUGAAGAUGGCCGAGGUGCAGAGAGGCACUUAAAUUUGUUAAACAAAAACAAAGGACAAGGGCAGACUUUUUUCAAGGCCUUUUUUGCCAGACUCUUGCUUAAAUUAAUAACCUGAUUACUUUUUUACACUGAUAAAAAGUUUUUGAUAUUUAUUUUUGCCAUUUUUUUGGUUUUUGUUUUUGUCUUAAUGUUAUCCUACUGAGCGUUUGCACCUCUGUUUGAAGUUCACACAAAGAAGCAAGAAGCGCAGUUCUUUCUAGUUUGCACUAUAUUGCCAGUGUUACUGCCUAAAGAUGAUUCAGUUGGUGAUGUCCAUCAUCAAGACCUGAGUCAUUCUGCAGUGUGGCUCCGCCCCUUUUUUCCUUGGUCCGACUGUGAACAGGAAUCCCCAUGGUCCCACCUGCAGCUCGCUGUAUGGAGGAAGACAAUGGAUGAAGAUUUUGAAGCAGUUGACGUGAUUUCUUACCACUCCUGCUCCCAGUGCACCGUGUAUUGCAUUGCCAAGUCAUGGUGCAGAUUUUUUGGACGUACCCUUCUCUGAACUGGAAACCACAUGUUGAUCUUAUAAAUCCACCAUGUUAAUUCAUAUAAUAGCACCCUAAAACAAUAGGGUUCUCACUUUGCAUUCUAAUCGUAUAUCAUUUAACAUAAUCUCUCUGAUUUAUUUGUAAGUGAAUUCCAUAUUUAAUUUUUUUAUAGGUGGUAUUACAACAGCUACUGUGAACUUGAAUUCUUUUUCCCUGAGAUUUAUAUUGAUUUUUAAUAUAUAUAUAUAUAUACAUAUAUACAAACAAACAAAUAUAUGCUUACUCAUGUGAACAUGUGGUUUUGUAUAAGUGUUUGCCUUUGCUGAAGCCCCUCAACCACUUCUUUCCAGAACUGGUCCAAUGCUUUGACACACAACCGAGAUUACAUUUACUAUACGUUGAUUUCCUGUUUCCUGUCUGCCUUGUCUAGACUGUGUGGUCCUAAGGUCUUUCUGUUGCAUAUAUUUUGCUGCUGCCUGCCAAUGAUGGAAUUUCCAAUGUAUGGUAACCACGAACCAAGAGAACAGCCAGUGUCCUAUACAAUGUGAUGCACAUUUGGAUAAUCUCAUUAUCUCUGAAAAAAACUGCAAUUAUCAUUCUCCUUUGUGAGUGUUUAUCUUUCAUAUUUCAGUAUGAAAGUCAGGAAAAUUAUGUACCUCACACAGUGAAGUGUUAGUUAAACUCCAACAGUCUACACUGGAUAAAAACUCUAUCAUAGGCGAUUUACACCGAAGAUUUGUGUGAAUGUCAUUGAUCCUUGAUGGAUGGUGUAUUUCAAGGAUUUAUCCUUAACAACAGUCUGGCAGGCUGACCUUUGGUUGUGAUUUAUUUCAUACACACAGAGCUCAAAUUUGGUAUAUACCUUUUCUCCUGAAAUCCUGGGCAACUUUUCCUUUUUUGUGCUUAAGCAAAGCAGUUAUCCAAAAAUGAUGCUAGUCAAAGCACAUGAUAGUAUACUGUAACAUCAACAUUGCCUUGUUCUCUCUCUUCCUCUAACACGGAAUAUCGCUGGAUAUGUUCAUUUAGGGACAGACAGAGAAAGUGCAGCCUUGAUUGGAAAAAAACUAAGCUAUUCUUCAUACAGCACAAACACCGUGGUACAGUAAGAUUUGUCAUCCUUUAAAUCCGCAAACAAACAAAUUGGGGGAAAUGUAAUUUAGCAGUUUUACCAAAGAUACACACUUGUUUCAGUAAGGAAAUGGGAGCUGAUGUUUUUUCUGUAUCUGUGUUAGUGUCGAUUGUGUGGCUGAAUGAAAGGCGUUCCCAGGGAACAGACAACGUCACAGCGUUGCUGUGAUGUGCAGCGUUGCCACAGCAUUACAGCAAUGAGAAUGUUUGCAUUUUCUGGGAUGGAAAUUUCCAAUGUGAUUUGAGACGCUUUGUUUCCUGACAGAAAUUUGAUUGGGUUAGUGUGUUUUAUACAUACAAACUACCGCAAAUGUCCCUGCAUCUGCUUUUGUGUUUAAUGUUAUUUUAUAGUUAUUUUAACAAUUUCAGUACUUAAAUCUUAUUGAGAGCUUACCACCUCUGUUACUCUGUCAGGAUUUACUUUGAAGACAAUUAAAGAAACCAUUCUUCAUUUACCGCUGUCUGGAAUGAUAACUAGGCAGUACACAUGGGUAUUUUUGAGCCCAUUCUCAUCAAUAUCAUGCUAGGGUUUAUCUCAAAUGAAGGACUCUCCUUCGCUUUUUUCUCACAGAAGGACAUUCUCAAUGUCUGAAAAUGAACUCUUACAUCUAAUAAAUGAAGAGAGAUAUUUCAUUAAUGUUUUGUUUAUUUCUUCUCCUCAGAGGGAGGUUGUUAAAUAAAAUCACAGUUCUCCAACA
This is a messenger RNA of Anguilla rostrata (American eel), 7034 nucleotides long. Its product is annotated as receptor-type tyrosine-protein phosphatase gamma-like. Lineage: Eukaryota; Metazoa; Chordata; Actinopteri; Anguilliformes; Anguillidae. The record is from RefSeq and is a predicted model, not a curated record. The coding region runs from base 443 to 4684 and encodes 1413 amino acids. Gene Ontology annotation, molecular function: protein tyrosine phosphatase activity; protein binding. The transcript has 29 exons. Gene Ontology annotation, biological process: protein dephosphorylation.